AUGAAUUGUUUUGACAUUCGUUUUCCUGGGAGAGAGAUUCCAAAGUGGUUCAGCCAUCAAAGUAGGGGGCCUUCGAUAUCUUUUCAGUUGCCUCCGCAUUGGUUUAACAACAGGUUCUUGGGAGUUGCUUUUGCCGCUGUCGGAUUCAAAAAUGGUGAAUUCGACGAUUUUGGUAUUGAAAUGCGCUGGAAGUGCCACGUUACUCAGAGGAUCAUCACACCAUUUAAGACAGUGUUGGGACGUCUGAAUUUUGGAAAUAUUCUGGUUGAGGGUAUCUCACGCGGUGAAUUAUUGCCAUUCACGGAAGAUUGUAUGGAGGAAUUAAACGAGGGUGGAAUUGAAGCUGAAGUUUCUGCAUGCUACCGCUUUUCCAAAGAAGUGGCCGAAAAGAUCGGUGUCCACGUCAUAUACAAGGAAGCUGAAGAACAAGCACUCACUAGUAUAUACAACUCUCAAGAUAGCAACAACAUCAACAUGGAUGUGUUUCAUGGAGAUUUGGACAGAUCAGCAGGAGUACAAGUUGGUAGUAGUAGUAGUUGUGCUACUACAUCAAAGAGAAGACGCGAUGAUGACCUCAACGACAAUCACUACGAUGCAGCAGCAGCAGGAGCCAGUGGAAGUCCUGGAAUUGAUGAUCAAGAGGACCACCUCAACAGCAAAAGGCUUAGGGUCAGUACCGGGCAACUUAAAAGGAGAGGCUGGGACAUCAGAUCCUGGGUGUUCAAUAAUAAUAUUAGAUAGAGGAGGAUGACUAGAGCUAACAGUUGUAUUAGGAGAAGUUUUCCAUUUAUGUUUUGUGAUUGUAUUGACUUUAUUGUAAUAAUUGUCUAAGUAUUCAAAGAAAGGAAUUUCCAUACUAUAUUCAAUCAGAAAAUCAUACCGUUUACGAGUAAUUUUAGAUUGUUGAGCAGAAUCAUAUUUGGCUCUAUAAGCAUGUCUUUUAGUUCUAUUUUCUUUAGCUUUAAAUUCAAUAUGUAAU
Messenger RNA from Camellia sinensis, 979 nucleotides. The record is from RefSeq and is a predicted model, not a curated record. Lineage: Eukaryota; Viridiplantae; Streptophyta; Magnoliopsida; Ericales; Theaceae.